AUGGAUACAAAUACAAAAUUAUGCCAGGGUAAGGAUAUUUUUGAAAGAAUGAAUUACCUAUACCAGGCAAGUUAUUUAAUGGCUUUGAAAAAUAGAGUAGCAGCAUCAUAUUAUGGAAACAUAAUGGUUGGCUGUGCAAAAAAAUCUGUUUUAAGAAUAGAACCUGAUAUUAAGAGAACAAUUUGUAAAUGUUGUCAAUCUCCCCUUAUACCUGGUGAAACUGCAAAAGUACGAUUAGUAUCAAAACCUAUAAAAAGUGUAAAAUGGACAUGUUUAACAUGUUUAAGUAUUAAAAGAUAUCCUACAAAAAAAGGAUAUAAAUUAUGGAUAGAGCAACCUAAUUCGAUAGUCCAAAUUUUCAAUUAUGAACCAAAGUUAUUAGAUGAUAAAUCUAAUAAGAAAGAAAAAAAUAGCUUAGAUAAAGAACAUAUGGAUAUUGAGAAGAAUUAAAUAUACACAGAUUUAAAUAUUUAUUUUCACAUGAUGUGAGAUGUGAUGAAUGUUGAUAUAUGAAUACUUUUUUUUAUCAAUGACUUACAUAAAAUAUGUUACAAUAAAUUUAUAACCAAUAAACAGAUACUUUUACUAACUAUAAUAUUCGUAACCACCUAGUAAUAUUGUGAUACUGAUAUUAGUUUUACAUUAAAUGUUUAUAGACAUAACAUGAUUGUAAUUAAGUUAUUG
Messenger RNA from Apis mellifera (honey bee), 684 nucleotides. RefSeq names its product ribonuclease P protein subunit rpr2 (gene Rpp21). The coding region runs from base 1 to 450 and encodes 149 amino acids. The transcript has 4 exons. NCBI's taxonomy places the organism in Eukaryota, Metazoa, Arthropoda, Insecta, Hymenoptera, Apidae. The record is from RefSeq and is a predicted model, not a curated record. Gene Ontology annotation, biological process: tRNA processing. Gene Ontology annotation, cellular component: nucleolar ribonuclease P complex.